CUCGGGGGGCGGGCUCGUAUGGGCGGAUGGAUUCAUUUUAAGCAGCAGGCGGCCCUCCGCCUCCAUUUAAGACGGGGAGAGCAGCGCGGGCGGCAGUUGCUGUGGUUUCCGUCCCGAGGUGUCCUUGUUGGUUCUCAACUUGGCGGACGUAGCGUUCUGGCAUCCACGUCCCGCCGUGAGGGCUGCAGAUCGGGAGGUCAGGACUCAGCUACCCUUCUUCGGGCCAGGGCCGGCCCCCUGCUUUGCCUUCGCCGCUCAGUGCUCGUGUCUACUCAGGGGCCUAGCUCGGCUCCGGGGCGGCUGAGGAGAAGGCCGCUGGCGAGAUGUUCAAAAACACUUUCCAGAGCGGCUUCCUCUCCAUCCUCUACAGCAUCGGCAGCAAACCCCUGCAAAUCUGGGACAAAAAGGUGCGGAAUGGCCACAUCAAAAGAAUCACUGAUAACGACAUCCAGUCCCUGGUGCUAGAGAUUGAAGGGACAAAUGUCAGUACCACAUAUAUCACAUGUCCUGCAGACCCCAAGAAGACACUUGGAAUUAAACUUCCUUUCCUCGUCAUGAUCAUCAAAAACCUGAAGAAAUAUUUUACCUUCGAAGUACAGGUACUAGAUGACAAGAAUGUGCGUCGACGAUUUCGGGCAAGUAACUACCAGAGCACUACCCGGGUGAAACCCUUCAUCUGUACCAUGCCCAUGCGGCUGGAUGAUGGCUGGAACCAAAUUCAGUUCAACUUAUCAGACUUCACCCGGCGAGCAUACGGCACAAAUUACAUUGAGACCCUAAGAGUGCAGAUCCAUGCAAACUGUCGCAUCCGACGGGUUUACUUCUCAGACAGACUUUACUCAGAAGACGAACUACCAGCGGAGUUCAAACUGUAUCUCCCAGUUCAGAACAAGGCAAAGCAAUAACUGGAAUACAACUCAAGGGAUAGACCCUGGAUGUGACUCUUAGUUUUAAAAGGAAACUCUCUGGAGGACAAUGCAAAAAGCAUAUUUAUAUUAGUUCACUCUGCUAUAGUUCUUUUAUUUACUCCUGGUGUCCUGUGUCGUGGACACCAGUGACCAUGCCAUAUCUCUGCAGUUGCAUUGUAAACACAGCGGGGGAUAAGCAAUCCUGUGAAUGAUACGUGAAUGCUGGAGUUUACCCUGCUGCCUGCCCCAGAGUGUGGGGAGAUAAUAUUUACCAUGAACUUAACAGAAUUAAAGAUGUCCCAUAAGGCAAUUUCAGACCAAUAUUUCUUCCGAUGGUUUAUUCUUUGUUUUAUAUAUUAUCUAAAUAUAUGUAUAUGCUGUGUAAUACUCAUAAUCUGGAAAUGAAUAAAAUGUUAUAUUCUUGGUUUGUAAA
Microcebus murinus (gray mouse lemur) is the source of this 1341-nucleotide messenger RNA. RefSeq names its product cilia and flagella associated protein 20 (gene CFAP20). NCBI's taxonomy places the organism in Eukaryota, Metazoa, Chordata, Mammalia, Primates, Cheirogaleidae. The record is from RefSeq and is a predicted model, not a curated record.